AAACGUCGUGAGGUGCGCCCCCAUGUCUUAUGGGCAUUUCGUGCACCUCACGUCCAGGACCCCGCCUUUUUAAUCUCUAGGGAGCCCGGUUGAAUCUGUUCUGCCAUCUCGAGCGCCGAAAUUUCCACUUUCACUCUUGGAUCAACAAACAUCGGCGUAUUUCCAAGACUGUCAAGAUGCAGUCCAAAAUCUCAGUUGCUCUUCUCGCCGCAGGCCUCGCCGUUGCUGCCGACAGCAAGACGCAGGGCCACGGGGUUGGUGCUCUGGGAACCGAGAUGGGCCCGGUCGCCUUCCUCUGGCCCGCUGACCGCCCCUGGUCGGCCGACGCCGACAACACUGCCCCCUGUGGUAGUGUGCAUGGUGUCACCAACCGGACCCCCUUUCCCCUUACUGCGGGCGCCGUAUCGCUGUCCGUCGCAACACAGGCCUACGAUGUUGACUUCUCGCUGUCCUUCUCUAAUGACCCCAAAUCCAACAGCGACUUCACCCAGCAGGCCGUCUCACACACCAUUGGUAGGGUCGAGGCCGGCCACCAGUGCUACAGGCUCGCGGCGGUUCCCUCAACGGUAAAGGCUGGCGACAACGCCACUAUCCAGCUAGAGUAUCGCUCCAAGUUCAAGACGGAGAACGACGGGAGGGACCAAACGUUCUACGCAUGUGCCGACAUCCAAUUCGUGGAUACCACCGCCUUCAAGUCCAACAUCCCCUGCUUCAACGUCACAUCGGAGGAGUUCGUCCCUCCCCAAGGCAGCUCACCCAACCCUUCUACGACCGAAAACGCCUCCGCCGGCGGCCUUUCCACGGGCGCCAUCGCGGGCAUCGCCGUAGGAACCAUCGUGGGCUCGCUCGCAGUCGUCGGUCUCGUCGCCUUCCUUGUAUUUAAGAAGCGCCGCGGCAGCAACAACGCCCCCGCCAACGUCGAGGCCGGCAUGAAGGUCAACCCCGAGGUGGCCUCGGUCAACUCCAUCUCCCGCCGCUGAGCCUGGUCGCUGAGCCUGGGCCGUUGCUUUCCCCGUUAUCGGCGUGGAGUGAUUUGGCUGACUGGGUUGGUCGGAAGGAACUGCCUUUUUAUGGCGUCGCUUGAUGAACAAGCUUGUAUUUGGUUACAGGCUGGAAGCAGACGGAAUGGAAAGCUCGUGACAUGAAACGUGUCGACUCGAAGGAGUGAUAGGUCCGUUGUGCAAGAAGUGAUACACGUCCAUCCCAUAAAUGGAAAUGUCGAAAGCUCAACAAGGGAUUGGAGGUAGCUGCCCGCUUGUACAGGGAGUUUUUGAGGCCAGCCACGACGUGGUGGGUCAGCGUACGCUGUACCGUUGACCAAGGUCAUUGGCGAUAUUGCUUCAUACAAGCCGUGUAGCCCCAGGGUCUGUCUCGUCGCUUCCGUCUUUCGCCUUGUUGCCUGGUUGCCCAGCUUCAACACCUCCAUCGGCUAGCGCGGGGUCGUGAGGGUAUCUUAAGACGUAACCUUAUCAAAAGCUUACAUGGCUCUGGGCGAUCGCUUGUAAGCCAGACGCCCCGUCUUGUGACGGAUGUCUACCAUCAAGGAGUGUAAGUACCUACCAUCUACCCAAGUGGAGGCAAGAUGCGGGAUAUUCCGUUCUGCUUACUUCCUGGGGCGGGGAACAAGACAAGCCUACUGCACCGAAAGGCAGGAAUGCUGCAGCUGCCGGGCGAGCGGAUUCGCUGGCCCGACAGAUAUGGCUAGUAGCAAACCUGCAGUCUGCUGGGCGUUGUCCGGUAUGUGUGCC
Messenger RNA from Gaeumannomyces tritici R3-111a-1, 1748 nucleotides. RefSeq lists its product as hypothetical. The transcript is spliced from 4 exons. The coding region runs from base 177 to 980 and encodes 267 amino acids. Lineage: Eukaryota; Fungi; Ascomycota; Sordariomycetes; Magnaporthales; Magnaporthaceae. The record is from RefSeq and is a predicted model, not a curated record.